Portunus trituberculatus (swimming crab) is the source of this 3448-nucleotide messenger RNA. RefSeq names its product roundabout homolog 2-like. NCBI's taxonomy places the organism in Eukaryota, Metazoa, Arthropoda, Malacostraca, Decapoda, Portunidae. The record is from RefSeq and is a predicted model, not a curated record. Gene Ontology annotation, molecular function: protein binding. The transcript has 19 exons. Bases 47 to 3448 code for a protein of 1133 amino acids.
CAUUGAGGAGAGUGGUUGGUGUGGUUGUGGAGGUCUGGCGGACGGAAUGGCGGAAGAGAGAGAGAGAGAGAAAGUGUGUGGCGGCGACGGACGAGCACCCCGGAUAGUGGAGCACCCGCAGGCCAUGGUCGUGCGGCGAGGCGACCCUGCGACGCUGAAUUGUGCCGCCGAGGGUGACCCCACGCCUGACAUCACAUGGUUGAGGGACGGACUGACAGUCACCACCUCGGCUGACGAUCCUCUGUCCCACCGCGUGCUCUUCCCGUCCGGUUCCCUCUUCUUCCUGUCCACGCGGGCCGGCAAGAAGGACACGGACUCCGGCACCUACACCUGCACGGCGGCCAACCUGCACGGCUCCUCCACCUCCAGGAACGCCACGCUCACCAUAGCCACGCUGCGUGAUGAGUUCCGCACGGUGCCGAGGGACGUGGUGGCGGCCUCGGGGGAGCGGGCGGAGAUGCUGUGUGCGCCCCCAAGAGGAAACCCUCCCCCGCAGCUCUCCUGGACUCGAAACGGACACCCGAUUGACUUGGAGCAGGAAGGAGAGAGAGUGCGGCUGCAGGAGGACGGCACACUACUGAUCGCUGAGGUGCUGCAGACGGACGAGGGAGAGUAUGUGUGUCACGCCACUAACCAGGCAGGAAGGCGGAGCUCCCCGCCAGCCAUUCUCGACGUGCUGGUGGCGCCGUUCUGGGUGAAGGCGCCGAGGGACGUGGUGGGCGUUGCGGGGGAGAGAGCUGAGCUCAGCUGCCGAGUUGGAGGAGACCCGCCCCCUACUGUUGUAUGGCGGAGGGUGGGGGGCCGCAUCCCCGUGGGCCGCGUAAGGGUGCUGCGGGACCGCGGCCUGCGUGUGGCGCCGCUGCGGCCUGAGGACAGCGGUGUAUAUUUGUGCAAGGCGACUAACAAGGCUGCAGAGAUAACCGCCAACGCAUCGCUCACCGUGCUCACUGCUCCUCAGGUGGUGGAGGUGCCCGGUGACGUGGAGGUACAGGAGGGAGGCCGCCUGGCCCUCAGCUGUGCUGUUGAGGGCCGGCCUCCGCCCCUGGUGUAUUGGACACGCGAGGGCUCUCAGACGGUGCUGCCCACCACCCGCACACCCUUGCCUCUUGGGCCGCCCCGAGGCGAGGACGCUGGUGAGAUAGGUGGAGUGCGGGCGGCCUACGAAGUGCUCCACGCCGCCCACCACCUUUCAGGCCGCUACGUGUGUGGGGGCGUUAACCGCGCGGGCGGUGUGAUGACUCGCGUGACAGUGAAGGUGCGCCCCUCCCAUCUCCUGCCACCACCAAUCAUCUCCGUGCCGCCUGCAAACCAGACCUUACAAGUGGGUGGACGGGCCGCUCUCUUCUGCCGUGUGUGGGGCUCCCCGCCCCCAACUGUGAGCUGGAGGCACCGCGGGCGGACGGUGACGCCCAACGCCAGAAGAAAAAUUCUGCCUGAUAAUACCCUCACUAUAGACGACGUGCGGGGAGAUGACGCGGGACGGUACUGGUGUGUGGCCUCCUCUCCACGGGGCGUGACGGAGGCCGGGGCAUUCCUCUCCCUUGCCGCCCCAGGCCACCCUCCAUCCCCGGCUCCGGAUCCUGCAACAGCCCCGCGUCCUCCUGCCACGCCCACAGUAAGAGUGGCCAACGAAACGGCUGCUGUGGUAGAGUGGGCGGCUCCCGGAGGCGAAGGCGGCGUGACGGGCUACACUCUGGAAUACUACAGCAGCGAGGAGGACGGGGGCGCGGCCUGGCGGGUAGCAGCAGCCCAUACCCCGCAUACCACCUUCACCCUGGGGCCCCUCCGUCCCGCCGCCACGUAUGGAGUCACGGUGCGAGCCCACAAUGCUCACGGUGUGUCAGAACCAUCGGGUAUCGCGGAAGUGGGCGUGGGCGGCGGGUGGGUGGUGGAGGAGGAUGUGGAGGUGGCAGGAGGACUGACGACGGCGCGGGUGGUGCUGCAGGAGGCACGGCCCGUGCCCCCGAGACCCGCCGCUAAGAUCCUGUGGCAGACGGAGGGUGACAGCAGCAGUGUGGAGGGCUUCUACAUCCGCCUCCACCAUGAGUCACGAGACCUUCACCGCGACGCAGGCACUGGAGACACGCCUGUUAUCCACCGCCCACCGCUCUCAGGAGAGAGCAACAGCACGGUGGUGACGGUGCUGAACGCUGGGCCGGGCGCUGCCUCCUAUGUGCUACACGGCCUCCACCACUACCGCACCUAUACCGUCUUCCUCGUCCCUUUCCUCAAGACCUUCGAAGGACGGCCCUCCAACAGCCUCUCCUUCAUCACGCCAGAAGCAGCCCCCACGCGGCCCCCACAGAGCGUCGGUGUUCAGCUCACUAACGUCACCACAGCCUCGGUCUUCUGGUCUCCGCCGCCGCCCCUGCACCGCAACGGACCCAUCACGGCAUACCAGUUGGAGAUCGUGUCAGCCGAUGGGUCAGUGUUCCUGUCCCGCGCGGUGAAUGGCUCCAUACGCUCCCUCCGCGUGCACAACCUCACCCUGGGGGAUUCCUACCAUGUGACCCUGGCGGCCAUCACCACAGCAGGACGAGGCCCCUUCACCGCCCCCGUCAGCUUGCACGUCGACCCUGUCCUCCUCCACCCACUGGCUAAGUCUGGCCCGUCCCUCGCCUCGCUGGACGGAGACGUGUGGGUGAUUGGCAUGAUCGGCGCCGCGGUGUUCUGUAUCCUGUUGGUGUCCGUGGCCACGCUACUGCUCUGGCGUCGACAUGCUAAGAACAAAGCGCUGGGACACGCGGGAGAGGGCGUGCACAAGGGUGAGGGCCUCGGGGCAAGCUUGGCCACGGGGGACGGCGCCCUCUGGCAGGAGUACGCAGGGUGGCAGCUGGAGAAAGUGUGUGGCGGCAGCGCUGACGUGAAGGUACUGAACACAGCGGGCCCCCCAGGUGAAGGUGACCCGCCCGCCCCACGCUCCCUCGUCACCUUCUACAGGGGCCCUGACGCAGACGGCCCCUACGCCACCACCUCCCUGCUGGCGCCGCACUCCAGACACUCGCUGAAGGCGCGGCCGGAGGACCAUCGCGGGGAGGGGAGCGACAAGAUGCCUUUAGUGGGCCACACCAAGAGCGCCGACAGGACCUACCACACCGAUGGAGCCAGCACACUUCGGCGCAUAAAAGGGGGUCGGCCACUCCUCAGCGCGCCCCCCCUCCCCUGCCUCCCUCCUCCCAUGAGUGAGUCCCCCUACAGCGAGGCACACUACACGCCCACGCUGGCCGCCCACCACCGCCCUGCUACCUCUCCCACGCUCCCCACGGCCCGCCCUGCAACGCCCACCUCUACUCCUCCACCACGCCUCUUCCGCCACACCCUGACGGCCUGUCCAGCAUUGUUAGCUACAGAAGUUAAGUUGGCAAAGAUGGAUAAGCAGCAGCGCCAGGAGGAGGAGGUAGCAGUAGCGGUAGCAGUAGCAGAGACAAGCAGGCGAUCACAGAGUUAG